AUGGGUUUAGGAACUGGCGGAGGCGGCUGCCAUGAGUGCCGAGCGUUCUGGAGUGCUGUGAAGGAGGAUGCUCGUGAUCUGGAUGCCUAUACGUUAGCCAAGUCUUACUUUGAUCUAAAGGAAUAUGACAGGGCUGCCUAUUUUCUACGGGGCUGCAAGAGUCAGAAAGCUUACUUCUUGUAUAUGUACUCCAGAUACCUGUCAGGAGAAAAGAAGAAGGAUGAUGAGACAGUGGAUAGUUUGGGACCUCUGGAAAAAGGACAGGUAAAAAAUGAAGCUCUACGAGAAUUGAGAGUUGAGCUCAGCAAGAAACACAAGGCACGGGAACUGGAUGGAUUUGGCCUUUAUUUGUAUGGUGUCGUGCUGCGGAAGCUGGACCUGGUUAAAGAAGCAAUAGAUGUGUUCGUUGAAGCUGCCCAUGUCUUACCUUUGCACUGGGGAGCCUGGCUGGAACUUUGCAACUUGAUUACGGAUAAAGAGAUGUUGAAGUUCCUGUCCUUGCCAGAUACAUGGAUGAAAGAGUUCUUUCUUGCACACAUUUAUACAGAGCUGCAGCUGAUAGAGGAGGCUCUGCAGAAGUAUCAGAGUCUCAUUGAUGCAGGAUUUUCCAAAAGCACUUACAUCAUCUCUCAGAUUGCAGUUGCCUACCACAAUAUCCGAGAUAUUGACAAAGCUUUAUCCAUUUUUAACGAGCUAAGGAAACAAGAUCCUUACAGGAUAGAAAACAUGGACACUUUCUCCAACUUGCUAUAUGUAAGGAGCAUGAAGCCUGAGUUGAGCUACCUGGCUCACAAUCUCUGUGAGAUAGACAAGUAUCGUGUUGAGACCUGCUGUGUAAUUGGAAAUUAUUAUAGCUUGCGUUCCCAACAUGAAAAAGCAGCACUCUAUUUCCAGAGGGCCUUGAAACUGAAUCCUCGUUAUCUGGGAGCCUGGACGCUCAUGGGACAUGAGUAUAUGGAAAUGAAGAAUACAUCUGCAGCUAUCCAGGCUUAUAGACAUGCAAUAGAGGUGAACAAAAGGGACUACAGAGCAUGGUAUGGCUUGGGGCAAACCUAUGAAAUCCUCAAAAUGCCAUUUUACUGUCUCUAUUACUACCGGCGGGCCCACCAGCUCAGACCAAAUGAUUCUCGUAUGCUGGUUGCUCUAGGAGAAUGCUAUGAGAAACUCAAUCAGUUGGUGGAAGCUAAAAAGUGCUAUUGGAGAGCUUAUGCUGUGGGAGAUGUGGAGAAAAUGGCACUGGUGAAACUAGCAAAGCUGCAUGAACAGCUGAAUGAAUCUGAACAGGCAGCUCAGUGCUAUAUCAAAUACAUCCAGGAUAUCUAUUCCUGCGGGGAGCUGGUGGAGCACGUGGAGGUCAGUACUGCCUUCCGUUACCUGGCCCAAUACUACUUCAAGUGUAAGCUCUGGGAUGAAGCCUCAGCAUGUGCUCAGAAAUGCUGUGCGUUCAACGAUACUAGAGAAGAAGGAAAGGCCCUGUUGCGGCAGAUCUUACAACUUCGCAACCAAGGAGAAACCUCAUCCACAGAUAUUGCUGCUCCCUUUUUCCUCCCUGCAUCAUUGUCAGCCAACAACACUCCCACACGUCGUGUUUCCCCACUCAAUCUGUCUUCUGUAACACCAUGAACAAUGCUGGUAACUUCUAACCUGUGCAUUGAAUGUGACAUUGCAGAUGGGGCUUGCAAUCACUUAUUUCUUUCCAGUGAAAUUUCUACAUUCAUUGUUGCCUUCACGUGAAGGGUAGGAGUUAUUAGAGCCCACAGCCGAAGGCGGAUGUGCCCCAGCAGGCAAAGGUGCAGCCUACGUGAAAGUGCCUAUGCUGAGAUGUGAGAACCUGCUGUACUUCUCACCAAGUCAUUCCAGUCAGAGGGCAGACGUGUUCCAGUACACAGGACUACUCCGAACUGAGGGACUGGGAAGAGCUU
This is a messenger RNA of Charadrius vociferus (killdeer), 1922 nucleotides long. It is a transcript of the gene CDC23, whose product is annotated as cell division cycle 23. Gene Ontology annotation, cellular component: anaphase-promoting complex. Gene Ontology annotation, biological process: cell division. Lineage: Eukaryota; Metazoa; Chordata; Aves; Charadriiformes; Charadriidae. Gene Ontology annotation, molecular function: protein binding. The transcript has 15 exons. Bases 1 to 1623 code for a protein of 540 amino acids. The record is from RefSeq and is a predicted model, not a curated record.